AUGCCCGAUACAAAUAACCAUCGGGAUCUAAAACCUGAAAAUUUGCUUUUGGAUGAUAGAAACAAUAUUAAGGUUGCCGAUUUUGGGAUGGCAUCUUUACAAGUUGAAGGUUCAAUGCUUGAAACUAGUUGCGGGUCACCACAUUAUGCUUGUCCGGAAGUUAUACGGGGAGAAAAAUACGACGGUCGGAAAGCUGAUGUUUGGUCCUGCGGUGUUAUUUUAUAUGCUUUAUUAGUUGGUGCUUUACCUUUUGACGAUGAUAAUCUGCGUAACUUGCUAGAAAAAGUUAAGAAGGGCGUUUUCCAUAUCCCUCAUUUCGUUCCAGCUGAUUGCCAAAAUCUUCUCAGGACUAUGAUCGAAGUUGAUCCACAAAAACGGCUUUCUUUGAGUGAAGUAUUCAAACAUCCAUGGGUUGCUGAUAGCUCGAAAGCCGAACUUGAACUUGAACUACCGAUGGCACAAGUUAUACAGACCUAUAUAAUCCCUAGCGAAGAAAACAUUGAUUCAGAUGUCUUUCGACAUAUGACGAAUUUGGGAUGUUUCAAGGAUAAGGAAAAUUGA
Molecule: messenger RNA, 561 nt
Organism: Loa loa (African eye worm)
Lineage: Eukaryota; Metazoa; Nematoda; Chromadorea; Rhabditida; Onchocercidae
Product: CAMK/CAMKL/BRSK protein kinase
Exons: 7
Coding region: 1-561 (186 amino acids)
Biological process (GO): microtubule cytoskeleton organization; intracellular signal transduction; protein phosphorylation
Cellular component (GO): cytoplasm
Molecular function (GO): ATP binding; tau-protein kinase activity; protein serine/threonine kinase activity
Source: RefSeq, a predicted model, not a curated record